AUGGCCUGUGCAGCCAUGGCCACGGCGGUUACAUUUGGUCUGAGAUAUUCCCCAUCAUGCUCUUUCAUGGCUCAGCUCUCUCGCGGCUCAGUUCAACUCGCUCAAUUCAAUAGGCCCAACUCGUUGAGACUCAGUUCCUCAAAUAGCAUUUCUGGGUUGGCCUCGCUUCUUCCUCACAGGCUCUGCACUAUUGCUUCAAGCCCUCUUAGGCCUCGUUCUCUCACCAUCGUCUCUGCUAAAGGCUACAAAAUGAAGACCCACAAGGCUUCGGCGAAGCGGUUCAGGGUGACAGGUAGAGGGAAAAUAGUUCGGAGGAGAGCUGGAAAGCAACAUUUACUUGUAAAGAAGAAUGCCAAGAGGAGAACUCGACUAUCCAAAAUGCAUGAGGUGAGUCGAAGUGACUAUAACAAUGUGAUUGGAGCCUUGCCAUAUCUGAAAGUAAAUAGAAAGGCAGAGUAG
This is a messenger RNA of Prunus armeniaca (apricot), 459 nucleotides long. Lineage: Eukaryota; Viridiplantae; Streptophyta; Magnoliopsida; Rosales; Rosaceae. The record is from the annotation of a GenBank genome assembly.